UGAGUUUCUGUCCAUGGUAGAUAGAUAUACGAGGAGAGAGACACUUCCAGUCGAGGAGCUCCGACGCCACAAACCGCCCGUGCCGCGCGCGCGUCGCAUCUGCCGCUUCUGCAAGAAGCGAUGGGCGGUCGAGGACGAGUGCCACGUGCUCAUUGAGUGCACCGGAGACGAGGUAGAGGCCCGACGAGCGUUGUUCUGGGAGGAUGCCACCGCCCUCCUGCCCAAGCUCCCGGCAAUUGCCCAUUCCCUCUCCACCCCAGCAGUACUGGACAUGCUGCUCACUCGGGAGAAGACAAUCAUUCCUCUCGCCGAGUUCGUCGCGGACGUCUUCGACCUAUGCGACAACGUCCCGUGCUUCAUUGUCCCCGACGAUGACGCUCUUCUCGCGCUCGCCCUGUAACGCCGGCGCGAGGCGACCAGGCAUAGGAUCUGGCGAAGGCAAGCAAUGUCUGGCAAGACGUCCCUACUUGGGUUUCACGCGGCCACGCUACCGUUUCGCCCGCUCCCUUCGGAUCGCAUGGAGGCGCUACAGGAUGGAUGAGCCCCCGUUCUGGUUGGGCGAGUGUAAUGAGAGGCCGCUUCGUCUCACGGCGGUCUCUCCCCCUGCAGGUUUUUAUGCCGCUUAAUGGCUUUUCCUGCCCCGUACUCCUUUUUUUCCCCACCGGGGUUUUUUUUUUUUAUCGCUACGUGGAGCAGGGUUUUUCGUCUGAUCGGCACUUCGAGUGCCAGGAACGACUCAUACUGUACGACUAGGGCUUCAUUUCAUACGAUACGAAGGGGAGAUGCCGGGACGCUGCGCUGCUGGGUACUUAUCU
Molecule: messenger RNA, 815 nt
Organism: Trametes versicolor FP-101664 SS1
Lineage: Eukaryota; Fungi; Basidiomycota; Agaricomycetes; Polyporales; Polyporaceae
Exons: 2
Coding region: 204-626 (140 amino acids)
Source: RefSeq, a predicted model, not a curated record